Messenger RNA from Racocetra persica, 399 nucleotides. The record is from the annotation of a GenBank genome assembly. NCBI's taxonomy places the organism in Eukaryota, Fungi, Glomeromycota, Glomeromycetes, Diversisporales, Gigasporaceae.
AUGGAGAUAUCAAAUGAAGCGAAGGAAGGUUUUAUCAAAAAAACAGACGUACUUGUACUUCUUGACCCUACUUAUCUAGGAGUAUACGAACACAGCAAUAGAAUGUUUCACCACUACGACUCUCUAGCUGGGUUUAAUUUUGAGUUUUUUCGUCCUUUCUGUGAGCAAGUUCUCGUCAAGUUAGGAGUAUCUAAAAAUAAUCUCAAAAGUGAAGUAACGCCCCAACAAAAGAAUGGAAAUGAUUGCGGAGUAUACGUUAUAGCAAUCAUCAAGUUUAUGGUCGAAAAAUAUAGGAAUAGUCCUUCUAAUUUUAGCUUGCAACUGAAUAAACAGGAAGCAAAAAGCAUUCAUGAUUCUAUUCCUGAAAUAAGAAAAGAACUAGGCCGGAGAUUAAUUUAA